Papilio polytes (common Mormon) is the source of this 1230-nucleotide messenger RNA. Its product is annotated as synaptotagmin-15-like. The transcript is spliced from 9 exons. NCBI's taxonomy places the organism in Eukaryota, Metazoa, Arthropoda, Insecta, Lepidoptera, Papilionidae. The record is from RefSeq and is a predicted model, not a curated record. Bases 1 to 1167 code for a protein of 388 amino acids. Gene Ontology annotation, molecular function: clathrin binding; syntaxin binding; calcium ion binding. Gene Ontology annotation, biological process: cellular response to calcium ion; calcium-ion regulated exocytosis; regulation of calcium ion-dependent exocytosis.
AUGGCCGGUGUGUUCGUGGCCCGUCGUCGCAAGAACAGCCCAUCCCCCGUGCCAUCGCCCCCCAUUCUGGUCUACCCACCCCAUGACGUAACGGCCCCAUGUUACACGACGAAGGAGAUAAACUUUUCGCUGCCCUCCCUGCGUUCGACAUCUUUGGGAGAGUUACGUGACGUCAGCGGCCUGCCGGGUGACGUGCUCUGCCCGCCCACGCCCACGCAGUUCCGAUCGAAUUCUUUCACGAAUACAACGGAUUUGGGCGUACUCGACCCAUCGCUGUACAAGUCGGACUGUCUCGACGUUGAUCAUAUGUGGCCCGAGGGACAUGUGGGUCGUGUAUGGUUUACCGUGAAAUACGAGUCAGCUACCGAAAGGUUUCAAGUGCACAUAAUCAAGGUGAAACACUUGCCAUCGCGCACCCCGGCAUUGGCCAACGCAUGCGACCCUUACAUCAAGAUACAACUGAUGCCAGAUGAAAGGCGUGUGCUUCAGACUAAACAAAAGAAAAAGUCAUGCAAUCCAUUCUUCGACGAAACUUUUAUUUAUCAUAUACCACCAGGGAAACUGGAUUCCCUCACUCUCAAGUUAUCAGUGCUGGAUGCGGGCCGUAUCGGAAAAUUCAAGCAGCUUAUCGGCCACAUCAUAUUACCGCUCAGCGAACUAGAGGGUGUUGCGUCUGACGAAGAACCGCAAUUAUACAAACUGGAUAUCGAAAAGGAACUACAAGAACCCACUUCAGAUUUGGGCGAGAUGUUAGUGUCCUUGGUUUACAAUGAAAACUUAAACCGGCUCUCCGUUACUGUAAUUGAAGCUCGGGGGUUAAAGCUGGACCCAUCAUCAUCACGACGUGAGGUAGUGGCUCGAGUAACCCAAGAGAGGGCUUGCCGUGGGGUGCGCGCGCGCCGAACAGCUGCCGUCGAGGUGUCGGAAGAGGGCGCUGCACUUAUCACCGAAUGCUUUCACUUUAGACUGAGCGCCGACGAGUUGCACACGACAUGCGUUACCAUACAAGCCCUACAACCGCAUUCGGUGUACGCUAAAGAUCGAUUACUAGGGAAGUUUGUAUUAGGCUCGUAUAUGUUCGCAAGAGGGCGUGCGCUUCAGCAUUGGAACUCAGCACUAGCCAGUCCAAUGGAACAAGUGAAGCAUUGGCAUCCAUUGACAAACUAAACCCGUCGACUUAUGCCAAACUUACGUAUAAUAUACAACUAUAUUUAAUAUAUUAAAUGUACG